GUUCAGUGUACGCCGUGAACUGUCUCUGCGAGAGAAACGUCAAAAUUUUUAUUUCCAAAUCGCAAUCCGUUCUUCGUUUUCAACACCGUGCAGAGAUUAAUAAUUGAAUUAUAGCCGUGAUUAGGUGGAAAUUGUGUGCUUGUGCAGCGAAUGCUACGAAAUUCGGAUGGACCGAAAGUGAUAAGCGGUGAUAAGAAAACCCAGUGUUUCGCAGAGCGACCGUAAAAGAAUGCUGUUUUGAUUGGCUUCCUCGCCCCCUUUCUCUGUCUGGGCCUUUGCUUUGGGUGGCCGUGUUUUGAAACGACGACCAAGACAUCGAAACGAAACGAAGACGACGUCUAGAAGGGGCUCUGAUGGUAAUGACGUGUUGUUUCUCGGUUGUGGACUAUCGAAAGCAGCAACAGCAAAAGCAGAGCCGAAGACGACGAAUGAAAAUAGCGGUUCCUUAUGAAUACACUAAUACCAGCCUGGGAGCAGCAAACAGCAGAAGAUUGCAGAAGCAGCUCUACAAAGAAUCUGUCCAAAGCAGACGAAGUACUUCGCAGCUCAAGUCGUCGUCGGAUCAGUUCCAGCCUUGCACCGUGGGAGAAACAGGUGGUGACCUCGGAGCAAACAGAGUUCCCGAGCAAUGCAGGUGGAGCUGAAGAGCUGCCAAGUGGAACGUCGCUGUUGACCAGCACUAGACUUGCCGCCAGCACUGAUGACGACAGCAAGAUACAAAACCAUGCGAAAGACGACGUGGAACACGAGCUAGAAUCUACGGGGGAUCUUGCGCUAAAGUAUCACUACACGGGUAACGAAACCGGUGACGAUCCUCAAAAUAACCACGGCAGGAGGUAUAGCCGUAUAAGCAUGAUAAUCAUCUACGGACGGGAAGCGUUGUGCAUCCUGGCAUUGAUAUUGACCACCUAUGCGUCCAUUCAGAACAGUCCACCUAGAAUAUCGAAAGCACCUCCACCGGCGCCAUUCUUCUCGAAAGGUUCCUUAGUAAACGAUUGGCCUUCGGGAGCUUUAGGACCCACUCAGACUCGAGUCUCGCAAUCGGAGCUGUCGUUUGUGUUCUACUACGCACCGUGGUGCGCGGAAAGUCAGCAUGCCCGGUCCGUUUACGAGCACGUGGCCAGGUUGUACUAUCGGGAGGCCCACUUUGCGGCCAUCAACUGUUGGCAACCGGGCGGAGAGUGCCGACUGCAGUACUCCAAGGUGCAAUCGUGGCCGGUGCUCAUGGCCUAUCAACCGAACGGGAUGGCCGUGCAAUUCCAUCAGGUUUGGACCAAUGCGGCGCUGUCCAGGUUCGUGCAAUCGCUGAUCAAUCCCAUCCAGAGGAUGGUCGGACCUGGGGAUCUGAUGAGCUUUAUGACCGGAAAAGAUGCUGUAGUCGUUGCGUUUCUCGACGUGAACGUCAAUCGAAAGCAAUAUAAUCGGUUUUAUCAAACGUCCCUCAAGUGGCUGGAGAAGGACCCAUUCCAGGAGGUGGCAUUCGGCGUUGUCACGGGCGAGUCUUCCAGUGCUUUCGGGGUGGAAGAGAUUCCAGCCAUUCGGCUUUAUCUGUGGAACGAAACCAUCGAAUUCCACGGUAACGAUUCGUGGACGAUGCCGGAGCUGAGCACCUGGAUCAACAAGCAAAUCCAGGUUGUUUCGAUGUGGAUCGCACCGCCAGGUGCUACAAAGUCCGCUUCGCUUGCGCCGUACUUCAACCAGGGUCCUGUGUUGUUCUUCUUCACACCCCGAUCGCUGUACGGAUCGUCUUCCGAUGCGUACAUGAUGCUACGCCAGCUCGGGAUGCAGUACUACAACUGCAGGAACGACAUCUGGGUACAGGAAAUGGCCAAGAAGUACAUUGCAGAGCAGAGACGAGUGAGCGCCGAUUCUUACGGUCAGCUGAGACGUGAAUGUGAAUUGCUGCUGAAGCGACAUCCUUCGCAGGAGCAGGAUGAUUCGGAGGAUGAUAGUUGCAGUAGGGCUUCCAGCAAAUCCGCUGUGGCCGUAUCGUUUGUUAAUGUGUUGAAUUCGUCGAAGUUUGGCGAAGCACGAAAAGUGGGGGAUGGCUUUUGUGACAUUGAUCAGGUCAAGUGUGAUGAGAGAUUCUACGAAUGUGUAGACGUUGAGAUGGGUGAGCCAAGCUGUGGCAAAAGAAAACGAAGCCAGCUUUAUGGUUCGAUGAAACACGAUGGCCGGGAAGGGAAACCGGUGACCUCCAUGUUGAAUUCGGAUCAGGACUAUCGGGGACCCAAGCUACUGAAGAGGCUUAGCAUGAGAAGGCAGUGUGAGCUGCUUCGGUUGAGUGAAUCCGACGGCAGUGAAGUGUUCUUUCAAGAAAUGGCUGGCCCUGAAAAUGUUUAUGUAGAUUUGAUAAAAGGAAUGUCCUGUAAAUAUAACAAGACGCUUACAUUCCUUGGCAUGGACAGCGACUUGUAUCACGCAUUUGCUGAACGAUUGGGAGUGGAUGUGUUGCAUACGACCAACAAAACUAUUGCUGUAAUAGUAGAUCCUGAGGAUGAAUCCACGUUUCUACUUAGGAAAGAAGUGAACCUUUCAAGCCUAGCAAAGCUUGUACAUGACUUCUACAAUAGAACGUAUCCGCGGUUCCUAAGAUCGAAUAACGUUUCGUUCAAAAAUACUCAUUCGUUCAACAUGAGUGAAUUCCGUAAGGAACACCGUCGAAUGAUUGAGGUUAAACGAUCAGAAAUGGCAGCCAAACUUCAACAGCAGAAAGAAACUGGCAGAAGCCAGAACACUUCCGGGAAUGAGAACAAGCUGAAUCAGAGGAACACGGAGGACGCAUCCACGGAUCAUCUGGUAGUGCACCACAAGCACCACUUUGUGAGGGAGAUUAAUUCUCAUAACUUCAAUCACGUGGUGAUUAAUUCCAAUAAGACUGUCGUCGUUCACUUCUACUCAGCGCAAUGUGCCUUCUGCAGUUUGCUUUCGCAGCAUCUGCUCACAAUCUCGAGAAUGUUGCGGCACCAACCGCUGCUCGAAUUCGUCCGCAUCGACGGUGACAAGAACGAUCUACCCUGGGAGUACACCAUGGAUGCAUUUCCAACGCUGAUCAUAUUUCCUAAUCAAAGGAAAGUGGAGAGUCGAGUUUUCUCGCGCAACCUGCCGAUGACCGUCCCCAACGUGCUCGGGUUCAUCCUUUCCAAUUUGAACCUACCCGAGAGGCUAUACGCCACCGUUCUCAUUUGCAAUGACAUCAAACCAAACUCAGCAUCGCGAGACGAUUGCCUGGGGGCGAUGAAGCGCGAACUAAGCGACAGUAUCUCGCUCAACCUGCGCCUCUACCGGCUGUCCACGAAGCGUCCCACGCGGGCAGCCCGAAUCCUACACCGGCUGCAGGCCCUGCAGGAACUCUACAUGGCGACGCUUCGAUGUCUAAGUCAUUUCUGUGAUUUUACCCAGCUGAAGAGCAGUGCUAAAGCAAUCCUCACCAUGUGGCAAAUCGCGACGUGAAAAUGAGAUAGAUGUGCAUUUAGUAGGCAUUUCUGUUUUUCCACUUUGUUCAACCAACCACUCAUAUUACCUGCUUUUCACGUGGAUAUUAGUUGUUUCCUUCUUUUUUAAUUACCUUUAAGCCCAAGGCAUUGAAUUCGUUUUACACCUUAGAAUUGUGUUGAUCUGCUAUUUGACGUUUUCUUGUUAAUGUAUAUUUUGGGAUAGACUCCCCUUUCCUUGUUUUAGAGAGAAUAUUCUGAAAACUAUCAAUCGAACUGCUUUGAAAUUCUCAGCUCAGAGAGAAAGCAUUACACUGCAAGUACAUGUAUUAGCCAAAUCAAAAAAAUCAACACGUAAUACAAUUAUCAACGGUAUCGAGAUCUCGUUGUAGAUAUUUUUAACUCGCCUGUGAGCUAAUGAUUGCUAACAACAAAAAAGAAAACCGAUAUAGAUUUUAGUACGCAAAUACUAUAAUUAAAGUGAAAGUUAAAAACUCUUAGAUAAAAUAUGAACUAAUUAUUCCUUAAAGCUUAGGGAAAUAGAAGAGUGAAAAUCAAGAAAGCCAGGAAGCUAUCGACAUUUUUUUUAGAAUCAAGCACUACAAAAACAAGUUGUAAAUAGUACUACCCGUAGAUGCGGAUUGAGGGCACCCUAUCCAAGUUGUGAUGAGACGAUGCCGAAAAGAUUGAAUUGACCUGUUGCAGCGUAGAGAAUUCCGUUUAUUUAAGAAUAACUAAAUUAUUGAAGUUUUGUAAUUCGCAAAGUGAAUGAAUCGAUGAAAUAUCACACUAAUAUAUUUUGUUCAUAAUCAGU
Aedes aegypti (yellow fever mosquito) is the source of this 4248-nucleotide messenger RNA. Its product is annotated as thioredoxin domain-containing protein 11. The coding region runs from base 448 to 3453 and encodes 1001 amino acids. Lineage: Eukaryota; Metazoa; Arthropoda; Insecta; Diptera; Culicidae. The transcript has 8 exons. The record is from RefSeq and is a predicted model, not a curated record.